Molecule: messenger RNA, 21402 nt
Organism: Coregonus sp. 'balchen'
Lineage: Eukaryota; Metazoa; Chordata; Actinopteri; Salmoniformes; Salmonidae
Source: the annotation of a GenBank genome assembly
AUGACACCUGAUCACCUGAGCUCAUCUCGCAGCAUGGCCGGACAUUUGUCAAUGCAAAGUGGGGUUGCUAGGGCGAUCCUUAUCGCUACACGUGGUAUGCCGCUAGAGAAUAGGGAAAUGAACUGGGCUCAGCUGGCAUGACAGUUAUUUCACCUUGGAGUGGGUCUCUGCUUCCUUUUACUCUUGAUUCUAGAAAUACAGGGUAUUUAUGUUUGAUAAGUGGCACACACACACUAAGCAUAUAGAUACACCAACAUCAAUCCAACCAGGAAGGAGAAACACUUAGAUGCAGUACUGUGCAAACUUAAACAGGUCACAGGCAUGAAGACACAUACAUACAAAGCAGAUGAUGCUAGUGCUGUUGAUGUAAAACACGUGCACAUAUGCACAUACAAGCACGCGUGCACACACACACACACACACACACACACACACACACACACACACACACCAAAAAGGAACGCCAUCGUGUUGGUUCCGUUGCUAAAACACAAAAACCUCCUCCUCUCCUCCCCCCUUCCCCAGCUGUGGCCCAACGGAUGAAACCCAAACCAGAGCAGAGAGCUCUCUCAACUCCUCAACCUCUCAACACAUCCUCAGCACUGGCCUUUGAAAACAAACCACGCCGGCCAGCCCCCCGCCUCUCCCCGUCUCCUCUGAGCCCUAAUAUGUGAGCACACAUGCCCCACACUCCCCUGGGAGAGACUCCCCGACGCUCCGCUCUGCUCUGGUUCCGGGAAGCAGAUGUGAGAAUAUAAAGAUGGUGGAGUGUGAGGCUUCACUGAGCUACACACAGACAGUCAGUGGUUGAUGUUAGGAGACAUACAGGAGCAGAUAGGGUGUGGGGGUUUCCCUGGUUCAGUCAUGAGGUCAUGAACAACUCCUGGACCAUGACUCCAAGGUUCAAGGACGCUUAAAGGUCCAAUGCAGCCGCUUUUUAUCUCAAUAUCAAAUAAUUUCUGGGUAACAAUUUAUUAACUUACUGUGAUUAUUUUCAAUGAAAAUGGUCAAAUAAGGAACAAAAAUAGCUUCUUAGCAAAGAGCAAUUUUUCAAGCAAGAAUUUUGCUAGGACUGUCUGGGAGUAGUCUAAUUGGACGAGCCAAAUGGGAGGGAUAUAUAACCUGAAAACGAGCUGUUAUUGGCAGAGAGGUUUGAAACUCUCUUUGUUAUUGGUCUAUUAACUUAUACCACCUGGUGAUUUCACCAGGCAGGCCAAAACUCCAUCCCACCAAAACAGGCUGAAAUUUCAGGCGGUCUUUUCAAACAGCUAAUACAAGAAAAGGGCAUUGUCAUAAUUUUCAUAAAUUCACAGUAUUAUUCCAACCUCAUAGUGCAGAAAUAUACACUGAGUAUACAAAACAUUAGGAACACCUUCAUAAUAUUGAGUGGCACCCCACCCCCCUUUGGAUACGUGUCUACUAAAUGGCAUUAUAUACACUACCAGCCAAAAGUUUGGACACACCUACUCAAUCAAGGGUUUUUAUUAAUUUUUACUAUUUUUUACAUUGUAGAAUAAUAGUGAAGACAUCAACAUGAUGAAAUAACACAGAUGGAAUCAUAUAGUAAACAAAAAAGUGUUAAACAAAUCAAAGUAUAUUUUAUAUUUGUCACGUUGUAUAAUGAUUGGAAGACAGGCGCGACGGGGACGAAGCCCAAAACAAACACGUAUAUAUAUAUAACAAAGGGAUGUAACCCAAACCAAAGAGCGAGGUGUAAACCUCUACACAAUACACGGGACGAGACCCGUAAUAAACAAGAGCACAAUACACGGUACUCACGAGACCAACGGACAUGGGACAAUAAUCGACCAGGACAAUGGGGAACAGAGGGCACAUAUAUAUACACAUACUAAUCAGGGGGAAUAGGAACCAGGUGUGCGUAAUGAGACAAGACAGUCUGGGGUUGGUGGUAAUGAACCAUGUCAGUGACACCUAGAAGGCCGGUGACGUAGACCUAGAAGGACACGAACCGCUGGAUAAACAAAUGUCUUCUUCUUUAACAUAGAGAUUAUGCUCCAACAGUCUUCCCAGCACAGACAUGCUUAGCUCGGUCAGCAGAAUAGACCAAAAUGUUGUCUACAUAAACCAUUACACCCCGUCCCAGCAUGUCCUGAAACACUUCGUUAAUAAAGGCCUGGAAGACUGAAGGAGCAUUAGAGAGGCCAAAGGGCAUUACGAGAUACUCCCGUCGUGGAAAAUGCCAUUUUCCAUUCGUCGCCUGCACGAAUGCGCACCAGAUUGUAGGCGCUCCUCAAGUCCAGUUUCGUGAAAUACUGCGCCCCGUGCAUUUGUUCGAUGAUGGUUGGGAAGAGGGGUAAAGGAUUGCUGAACUUAACGGUGGCUUUGUUCAGUGUUCUAUAAUCAAUGCAGGGGCGCAGUCCCCCAUCUUUCUUCAUAACAAAAAAGAAGCUAGGCUUUUGACGUAGAGGGGCGGAUAAAACUCUGAUGAAGGCUCUCCUGUACGUAGGACUCCAUGACCUCGGUCUCCGGGAGAACUGCAUCGGUCUUCUCUCAGGAGAACUGCAUCAGACAGCAGGUCAACGGCACAGUCCCAGGGGUGAUGAGGAGGCAGGUGUGUAGCUUGGGUCUUAGAGAAAACCCGAGUCUAGGGCCCUUCCGGUCAGUGCCGGGAUGACUGUGGCAACCCUGUCUCUCCCGGAGACAGCCUCGGUGUAGCGAGCGAGGUACAGGUCGCAUUGCAGAAGGAAUCCCUUGCAUCUCGCUGGCGCACCGUCAAAGCACUCCAGGAGGGACAGGGGUAUUCCGCGGACCGGCUCAGAUGGGACGCAGGUAGUGUUGGUGUGGGGGCUGGUGCCGGAACCGGUGCUGGAGACUGGAGGGACUGCUCUUUCCCCUCCAACUGCAGGGUGGUUUCCAGCACGUUGUCCAUGGCGCUGUCGAGUCUGGAGAGACAGUCCUUGUGAUGCUGGACUGUCUCUACGAUGGUCGCCAGCUCUGCCUUUCCCGCUGUCUCCAUUUUGAUGGGUUGAUUAUUCUGUCACGUUGUAUAAUGAUUAGAAGACAGGUGCAGGAAUAUGUAUUAGGGGUUUUAUUUACUCCACCCAACACAAGGUACGUCAUGAAAAACGACGGGGACGAAGCCCAAAAACAAACAUGUAUAUACUGUUGAAGUCGGAAGUUUACAUACACUUAGGUUGGAGUCAUUAAAACUCAUUUUUCAACCACUCCACAAAUGUAUUGUUAACAAACUAUAGUUUUGGCAAGUCGGUUAGGACAUCUAUUUUGUGCUAAGGGUGGCUAUUUGAAGAAUCUCAAAUAUAAAAUAUAUUUUUAUUUGUUUAACACUUUUUUGGUUAUUACAUGAUUCCAUAUGUGUUAUUUCAUAGUUUUGAUGUCUUCACUAUUAUUAUACAAUGUAGAAAAUAGUAAACAUAAAGAAAAACCCUGGAAUGAGUAGCUGUGUCCAAACUUUUGACUGGUACAGUACAUAGAAGAAGAGUCUGGCCACUGCAGACUCUGUAUGUGCAUAUCAUCCUUUACAGCAAACAAUCUACCUGGUCACACUGUGCAUGGAAGUCAUAGAGUUCCUACAGAUCUCUCAUCCGGAUUGGCUACAUCUGAAAGUCUAGCAUAGCCUCUAAAUAUUACAAUAUGCAAUGAAUUCAUGAAAUUCACACCACUGAAUCAUAUUGAAGAAUAGAGAGAGGGAUUACCAAAUAAUGUGGGAUAUCAAAGAGUUGUGGACCACAGACACACACACACACACACACACACACACACACACACACACACACACACACACACACACACACACUGAAACAGUUGGUGAAUUGAUUAAGUCCUCCAGUCUCUUUGGCUUCCCACACUAACAAGCACGUGGAGAGAUUGAAAUCCAGAUGGCUGGAGAGUAGAAUGGCACUUUUCGAGAUCCACCUCUCUUUGUCGUUCAAUAUACCCACAAACCUGCGUAUAAACACGAUAUCACACAGAUACACUGGCACGCACACGCACAGGCACACACACAAAGAUCAAAUAGGGCUACGACAAAACUAGAAUGACCACAACUCUCAUUGAAUCCCCCCCCACCCCUAAAAAAAAAGGGACCCAAGUCCCAACAUGACCCAGCAUUCUGACUGUGUAUCAGAUGAAUCAGAAAGAAAUAAAGAUUAGGCAUCUCAAUUCCCUUUAUAGUGCACCAGGGCCCAUCGGGUUAAAAGUAGUGCACUACAUAGGAAAGAGAGUGCCAUUUGGGACACAGACUGAUUAGGCUUUAAUAACCUUUAUGGACACAUGAGGAGUGGGAGCAACAGCCUUUCCUCUGAUGCUUGAGGAACAUUCUUAGCCUGAGAGAAACCCACAGGCUGUGUGACCGGCACCAGCGAGGCUUCAUGCCAACAGAUGGUCCCGAUAACCAGCAGUCACCGGUCAGUCACCUGCACAGCUAUGGCCCUGUGACACAGCCUUUCUUAUGGAAAUCACCACUGCAUCGUGAUGUUCCAGCAACGUUCUGAUGAUGCUCCAAAAAAAUUAUGUUGAUAAUCCAGAAAUGUUCUGAUGAUAUUCCAGAAACGUUCUGAUGAUAUUCCAGAAACAUUCACAAAAUAUUCCAGAAAUAUUCUGAUGAUAUUCCAGAAACAUUUUGUUGAUAUUCCAGAAACGUUCUGAUGAUAUUCCAGAAACCCUAUCAAAGGAAAACAAAAGCCCAGAAAACUUUACUGAGAAUCAAAAAUGGCUAGAAAUACCCAAUUGAAAAUAUGUAAAACAUGCUGACCUUAUCAUAGUAACUCACUAUGACCAUUUCAUAGUAACUCACUAUGACCAUUUCAUAGUAACUCACUAUAACCAUUUCAUAAUAAUUCUUUAUGACCAUUUCAUAGUAACUCAUUAUGACCAUUUCAUAGUAACUCACUAUGACCAUUUAAUAUGAACUUAUACUGUAGAAAUUGAGAAAUGUUAGCUGGAAGGCCAUGACUGGUGAUAAGGAUGCAGUCUGCGUCUCUGGGUAGGAAUACUAAGUGUCUGAUGGGACACUGGCCUCUUUCAGGGAGCAGCCCUGGUGUGAAGCAUGCUGGGUAAGGCACGGCAGCCACCCAUUCUAAGAGGAGACUGAGCCUAUGACAGAGGACCCUGUUCUCAUCAGGGACUGCUGUAGCUCAGUUGGUAGAGCAUGGUGCUUGCAACACCAGGGUCGUGGGUCCCACGGGGGGCCAGUAUGAAAAAUGCAUGCACUCACUAACUGUAAGUCACUCUGGAUAAGAGCGUCUGCUAAAUGACUAAAAUGUAAAAUGAGUAUGUGCAUGUGUGCGAGUGUCAGUCAAAACUAUAAUAGAGUACAUGCUGAGCAUACCAAAGAGAGAGCAAUUUCUGUUGAAAGUGAGGAAUAAUUCAAAACUCCCACAGACUGGCCCCAUUCUCCCCCCUCUCCAUCCAACUCCCUCGCCUCUAAUUUGCAUACUUAUUUUGUGAUUAUCAAAAAGCCGCUUUAUGGAACAUGACGGCAGAGAGAAAACAUAUGCAAAGUCAAAAGUUGUGUUAUUUCCAUCUAGAAUGAACAUAUCAAAAACAUACUUCUCUGGAGCUGUUUUGGUGUUGGAUAGUGACUAUAUGGCAUGGUAAUAUUAUAAAGUGGGAACAACUGCGAAAGUGGCCCCCAGGUCCCUUUCAACUUCAACAACUUCAACAGUACUUAGACAUUUAAAGGCAUUUCCUAUCUUCCAGGCUGUUUGAAUUAAAGCGAGCCCGUAAAAAUCAUGUGGCGAAUCUGUAGACGUGCAAUUUAUGUCACAUCACCCCAGCAACAUACUACAGUCAUGGAGAUGGGAUGAUAUGUGAUCCGCCCCAGCCAGAACAAACGCACUGGCUUGCACGACUUCCUCUCUUCCACUCUUUAUUCCUGUCUUUUCUUUCAUUCCUUUCCUCUCCCUCUCUCCUUCCCAUUCUUUUUUCCAUCACAAAGCCGGAUGAGGGUCAUCUUACCAAUGUCCCCGGUGCCAUGCAGAAAUCGGAUGUUAUGUGUGUGUAAGUGUGUGUGUAUGUGUGUGUGUGUGAGUGUGUGUGUGGCACUCUCUAACCCGUUAACAUCUCAACUUCACAGAUCUGACAGGGUCUUCCUCCUCUCUCAGCCUCAAAACACUUUCAGCUCUCUAAAUGUUAAUUUAUCUCCAUUAAAUAAAUAUAGACUGCAUAACAAUCCCUAACUGAAAUGCGUGUAACAGAGAGGUGGGAUUCCAGUAAAAAGUAUCUUUGUAUGUAAUAUUUUAUUUGUGUAGUGGACUAUGUUGUAUUCCUCUGGUGUUUGUAUUUGUUUGUGUUGGUUUCUCAAGCUGUGUUAGGGCUCCUUUACCGUGUCCUGGUAGAAGUGGGUAGUAUUUCCCUUGUAGUAGACUUUGAAUUUGUCUGGUGUUUAGCUCUUUAUGUGAGUGGGAGCACUGUGUCUGUGUUGGGUUUGGUUGUUUAUUUGUGGGAGGGUAGUGUGUGUGUGUGUGCGUGUACACUUGUACAUGUGCACAUGCCUGUGUGUGUUUGCACGACUGUGUGCGUGUGUGUGUGCGAACCCAUGUGUGUGCCACUGCGUGUGUGUGUGUGUGUGUGUAUUGCUAAUCUGCAGCCUGAUAUUCUGUGAAUGGAGGGGUGGUGUUGUUGACCCACCUGCUCCCUUCUCUCUUCAGCUGGAUCUAGUCAGAUUUCAGCAGCUGCAUCCCCUCACAAAGCACCUCUUUGUAAUCCUCUCAAGGCGCACACACACAAUUACAACAAGAAGAGGAGGAGAGGGGAAGGAGGGAAAAGAGAGCGAGAGAGAGAGAGAGAGAGAGAGAGAGAGAGAGAGAGAGAGAGAGAGAGAGAGAGAGAGAUCUAUAGCUACGAGACCUCGUAUAGAGAGAGCUCGAGCUCUCUCUCGCCUAUCUCCGCUCUCUCUCUCUAGAGCGCUAUUUAGAGAGCAUGCGAGGAAAAGGUGGUAAGUGUCAUUGCAGUGCAUAGAGAGAGAGAGAGAGAGAGAGAGAGAGAGAGAGAGAGAGAGAGCGAGAGUGAGAGAGAGAAAAAGGUGGUAAGUGUCAUUGCAGUGCAUAUCUUUCAGCAAGGUUACUUACAGUAGCAGGCGCUCCUGUGAAGGAGCAGUGUUCUGGCACCUAUAUAACCCCCCGCACAACAGGCAGGUCACCCGUGAUACAAGUCAGUAUUAGACGUCCAUCCAUGUCUGAGGACGUCGGGAGAUGACGUAGAAACCGGCCACUAGGGGCAACAGUGAGCGCUGUUACCUUCAAGUAGUUUUUGAUUUUGACACACACACACCACCCUAUAGAUAUCCACUGCCUCUCUAAUUUACUGCUGACAUUGCCUCUCACACUCUAACUUACCUCCUACAUGAAAGCAUAUAAUUCUAUACCAAACACAACAUUAUUCAAAUAAGGGACUUUAAAGUUCCAUGCAAAUGAGACAGAUAGAGUGAAGGGCUGGAGUGUGUCACUCAGUUGGAGAGUGAAAGGAGCCGAGAAGUGUGCCACAUUUGCUUCCCAUCAGGCAAAUUUUCCCCUGGCACUGUCUCGGGGCGCGGACCACGCCUGUCUGGGGCAUGCCAUGUCAAAUAUAUACAAGGCCCAGUCAACCCCAGUCAUGUCCCUGCUAUCCCCCAGACACUAAACCCUCAACCUUUUAACCACCACAAGGCCUCCAAAGUCUUGGGUCUUACCCCCUAGUUACCAGACUUUCUACCCCCAGUUUAGGGUCCCAUUUCCCCUAGUCUCUAGCGGCCAGUCCCUGUAGCCUGGCUGGACCCAGACUCCCAAUCACCAGCAGCAGAGGAAAGGAGACGUCACUGGGAGAUUAACAACAGCAGCACACUUUACUACCACCAUAAAUCAUGACUGUAUGUACCUGAGUAGCAGAGCCUUGGAGGCUGUAAAUGCAAAAGACGAAGAGGGGUGGCAAGCGUUCGUUGGUUUUCAUUAAAUUACAUUUUCCGUACGUGCAUACAGCCACACACAGAUGUGCAUAUAAGAACAAAUACACACACAUACAAAUCCAUGCACACACAGCUAUAUUUUUGUGAAAUUUGGGGAGUAAAAAUGCUUGACCAUUAAAAAUCAUAUUUUCCCUAACCCCUAACCCUAACCCUACCCCUAACCCUAAAUCUAACCCCAACCCUAACCCUAACCCUAACCCUAACCCUAACCCUAACCCUUAACCUAACCUUAACCCUAACUCUAACCGAAACCCCAAAAACUCUAACCUUAACCCUAACCCUAACCUUAACUCCAAAACCCUAAACCUAACCCUUAAGCUUAAAAUAGCAUUUGAACAAAUUCUGGACAUGAAAAAAGUCCUGACUAUUCAAAAAAGUUAUUAUUUUCCUACCUUGUCAGGACAUUUGGGUGAAUUGUUAGGACAUUGGGGUAGGAAAACAAGUACACACACACCCACACACACACACACACAGACACACACUCUCCCCUUCUCCAGACACAACAGAGAGUGCGGCUCGCCAUAGGCAUGAGGAGAGUUUAGAGAGCCAUAUCAUUGUUAAAUUACCAAUUAUGAAUUAAUCCCAAAAACAAACAGGGGAGCCGCAAAGUAAGUAAGCAGUAAACCACAAUAUAACCAACAGUGGCAUAUAGUGCAUAAAAAGAGGAGGAAGAGGAGGGGGGAAACUCUCAUUCUCUCUCGUUCUCCAUAAAGCGCCUUAAUAACUCAGCAUCUUGUUAAGCAGCAGGUCUUGCAGUGAGGUAGAUUUACAGUCAAUAUUAAAGCUGUCCUGACUUCUCUCAUGGGCUGUCAUUAGAUAUACACACUGACCAGUGGGGUAAAGUACUUAAGUAAAAAUACUUUAAAGUACUACUUAAGUAGUUUUCUGGGGUAUCUGUACUUUACUUUACUAUUUAUAUUUUUGACAACUUUUACUUUUACUUCACUACAUUCCUAAAGAAAAUAAUGUACUUUUUACUCCAUACAUUUUCCCUGAUACCCAAAAAUACUCGUUACAUUUUGAAUGGCUAGCAGGACAGGAAAAUAGUCAAAUUCAUGCACUUAUCAAGAGAACAUCCCUGCUCAUCCCUACUGCCUCUGAUCUGGCGGACUCACUAAACACCAAUUCUUCGUUUGUAAAUUAUGUAUGAGUGUUGGAGUGUGCCCCUGCUAUCCUUAAAUAAAAAACAAGAAAAUUGUGCCAUCUGGUUUGCUUGAUAUAGGGAAUUUGAAAUUAUUUAUACUUUGACUUUGACUUUUAAUACUUAAGUAUAUUUUAGCAAUUACAUUUACUUUUGAUACUUAAGUAUAUUUAAAACCAAAUACUUUUAGACUUUUACUCAAGUAGUAUUUUACUGGGUGACUUUCACUUUUACUUGAGUAAUUUUCUAUUAAGGUAUCUCUACUUUUCAAUACUUAUUGACUAAGAUUUAAGCAUACUUUAGCUUUAUCAGUAUUUUUCACCUGACACAGCACUUCCAGCACUCAUACCGGACCUACAUUCAUAAUCAUACCCAUCGACCCAACCCACUACCACCACACCCACUCCAAAUCCCACCGCAACAACCCACCCACCCCACCAACCAACCACACCCCACCCACCCAAACCCCCAACAACCCACACACACCACCCAACCCACCACCACCACCAAACCCCCAACACCAAACACCCAAACUAUCAACCAGAGACAGAGAGAAGAGAGUAAGGAGAAUAAGGAAGGAAGGAAGAAGGAUGAAUAGGAGAAGGAGAAAGAAGGAAGGGAAGGAGGUAACGAAUGAAUGAAGAAGGUUAGGCAGAAGUUCCAUCUUGACUAGCAUUAAGCCUGAAACCCAGGUAUCCGUCCAGACCACGAUGCCAGCACAUAUCUAACUAGCACCUACAGCAUACGAACGAGCAGCAUCCAUGCUUGAAGGAAGGAAAGAAGGAAGGAAGGAAGGAGGGAGAAGGAGUGAUACGGAGACAGAGUAUGCAUAAUAAUUAAUUGUUCAAUAAAAUCCCAUUUAGCAUGGUAAGUACAAGAUGUAAAAACAGCAUGAGGGAAUCUUGUCUGGUUUACGACUUGACUGUGAUCUGCCACCUGUGGCACAUAUAUAACUCAAUAACUGUAAGGUCCAUAACACAGCUGAGUUGGGUGUAAAGUAGUGGUCACCAUGUGAUGUUCUCUGGGCUGUAAAGUAGUGCUGGCAGAGAGGAGGGAGAGAACAGGGCUCUGCUCUCAGUCCUGAGGCUCUGUUAUGGUGUUUGUUUUCAACACUGUCAUGUCUCCAAGCUGAUACACACAUACAGACAGGAACUCAGGCACACGCACGCAGACACACACACAGACACAGGCACACACACAGACACAGGCACACACACACACACACACACACACACACACACACACACACACACACACACACACACACACACACACACACACACACACACACACAUGGUGAGAGUAGUAAAAUGUAAUUUCACCCCAGUGUUGAUUGUUCUGAGGUCUGAACAGAGGGACAGACUGGGUGAGGGCCUGGUAAAGGUCAGACUAUCAACUGCACUGAGGUAAAGGUCAGACUAUCAACUACACUGAGGUAAAGUUCAGACUAUCAACUACACUGAGAUUGACCCCAUGAUCCACUACUGAACUGCUCAGCAAUAGUCGAUCACCAAAUAUUUCUGUAAAAAAAACAACGACAAAGCCUUGUGUUCCUAAUUUUGCUCAUGCUAUUUGUGGUAGGUGCACUUGAUUCAGCAGCCCUAAGCACCGGGUAGGUGAAGUGUUCCCAUUUUGAACCAUUUCAUGUGUCUGAAGGUACAAACUCUGCCUUCCCAGCGGCCCGGUGAUCAAAUCAAGUGCACCUAUAGGCCUUCCACUGGCCAAUCGGAAAGCUCCGAUUACUGUGUCUGGUGCUUCCUUGAGUGCACAGCAAAGUUGAUACUGUGAGAUUUCAAAACUUGUAAAACCAUGAUUCGAGAGAGACUAUCAACGAAUACAGCAAAGAGUUUACUUUUUUUUAUGGCACUGCCAACACUUUAUUCAACACUUUUAUAUGCCAUAAAACUACUUCCACUCGCGCUUCAACCAGAACUGCAGCUGCAAUGAAUGAGUAGUGAAGUGUAUUGAUAGGCUUGAGGCCAGAGUCAGAUGAAGUCAUGCAUACCAUUUGUAUGUCUCUGCAUCCAGUAUGAAGGAAGUUAGAGGUAGUUUUUCGAGCCAAUGCUAGCUAGCGUUAGCACAAUGACUGGAAGUCUAUGGUAUCUACUAGCAUUCUAGCAGUUACCAUAGUCAUUGCAUUAACACUAGUUAGCAAUUGUGCUAAGGCUAGUUAGCAACAUCCUUCAAACUGCUCACAGAGACAUAAAAAUGGUAUCCAUGAGUUCAUCUGACUCUGGGGAAGUAGAUAAAGGGCUUCAUUACCAAAAUCCUGAAGUAUCCCUUUAAUAUUGAGGAAAAGUUCACUUUCUCUGGUCAUAGGAGUAACAGCAUCAAUCUGUGCAUGAGGCAGAAAUAAUGCGGUGCGACUCGAGUUUUGCCAUCAGUUGGAUGCUGGAAGACGGUGUCCCCUCUUUGGUCAGUCUCAGAGGAGGAAGGGAGAGUGUAAAGACGGUGAGAGUCAGACCCUCUGCUGCUCUCUCCCUCCCUCCACUGAGACUGACCAUCAGAUACAGGCACCAUCAGCCCAGUAAAAAAAUAAGCUAAUUAUUUAAAUGUUCACUCAGCUGUGCUUCACAGGUAAUACAACAAUCUAUGACUGGUGUGAUCAUAUACUGUAGGCCCUACCUCAAGUUUUUAAAUAUAAUUUCUAAAUGGUGUGAGAAGAACAAGAAUGCAUUGGCAGGGCAAUUCAAGCAUAGCCAAUGUGUGGUGAUAAUGUAUUGGGCCUCAUUGCUACAGAACUGUUUUUAAUAGGUUAAUUUUGCACAGGCUAAAGUUUUUUAAGUAAUGUUUUUUUUUUUAUCUAAGUGGUAGAUCUCAGCUUGCAAUUUGACUCAGAAAAGGUUGGUGACCACUGGCCUACCAUAUGGGGCAUGGAGAUAAGUAUCCUCCUGCACAUAGUAAACAUCCAUUACAUGAAGCAGAGAAGUAAGGGAAUUCUGGGAUUCAAUCAAAGAUGUGCUGUCGACAGCAUUGCAUUUGACUAUUUAAAUUUUUUUUGUUACACUUGAGUGAACAUCCACAGCAUUUACCAUGACUAUGAUCUCUGCAGUUUACAUCUGCGUGUUUUGGACAUCUAAACAUUGUGUGAGCUAAAGACUGCUGGGUUGUACCAUUAGAUUCAUCUAUUUCUUCUGCAUCCGCUGAUACCAAGUCUGGGUUAUUAACGGGGGCUGCUAGAGCGUUGUUUGUGAGACAAAGCCGGAUCCCGAAAAAAACGGUUCUUCUCACAAAAACGUCUGUAAAGUCCAAAUGGUUUGAGCUACAAACUAUUGUGAACCAUCUAUGAAAAGCUGAGACUCUCACAAACAUGCACAUGUAACCUGCCACAAGAGUCGUUAGAAGGUCAGAGGUUCUUCUACAUAAAAAAUCAUAGGAAAUCCCUAUGUCUAUAAUACCGUAAUAUGCUCAUAUAGUUGCUGUCACAAACUCCAAACUCCACACAGUUGUCACUGACAAGUUGGAUAUUUAUUUCCCAGUGAGCAAACAGUUUAUGUACUUACAGCAUUCAUAUAAAUGCAUUUUAAUCAGGUUUUUGCUUUGGCAUACCUUCUUUUUUUAAUUGACAUUUGUCAAUAGAACUCAUGAAUGCAACUUUUUAUGUUAAUUGUUUUGUGCUCUACUUGUAGCCCUGGUUGUCCUGAAAAGAAAAUGGAAAAACACUUCAAUGUGAGGCUAAAUAUGAGGGCAGAGCAUAAGAAGGCCUCACUGUGGGAGGCCUGGGACCAAUUGUGCAGUGCGCAUGUCCACAACACGCCUUUUUAUUGAAUCUUGGCCAUAGUACAUUUGUGAACUUAUCUGAAUAACUACAUAAUGAUUAGAAGUAAGAUUUAAUUGUUGUUAUUAAAACAACAUAUGUUUUCCAAGCAAAGAAUGAUGAUGAUAAUGUUAUAUUUUAAUUUCCUUUCAUGUGUACUAUGGCAGCUUAAAGCUGAAUUGCAGUAACACAUAAAAUAAACACAUUUAGAUUAAAUGUCAGGGAGUUGAGGCAAAUAUAAGUACAAAAGUAGCUAGAUCAGCUAUAUCAAGUCUGUCUGAAUGCUUCUUGAAGCCUCUAGAUGGCAAGUCGCGGUCAUGGAAGGAUCUGGAAGUUCAUAGCUAGAUAGUCAGCAGAGGUGGUGGUCGGAGGUGCUGGCGGUCAGGUCAGCAUGUCCAAGGGCAGGCAGGCAGCUCCAUGUCAUCCAAGCCUCUCUGCAGUCUUCUCUGUAUUGGAACUUUGUGAUUAAGUUUGCUCCCCAAAAAUUACAGCUCAUGUAGUCCUUACUUCUCCUCCUGAUUAAUGAACCCCCUGGCCCACUGCCAACUCUACAUGCACUGCCUUCAGAAAGUAUUCAGACCACUUGACUUUUUCCACAUUUUGUUACGUUACAGCCUUUUUCUAAAAUGUACUAAAUUGUUUUUUCCCCCCAUCAAUCUAGACACAAUACCCCAUAAUGACUAAGCAAAAACAGCUUUUUAUACAUUUUUGCAAAUGUAUUACAAAUAAAAACUGAAAUAUCUCACUUACAUAAUUAUUCAGGACCUUUACUCAGUAAAAGUUGCACCUUUGGCAGCGAUUACAGCAUCGAGUCUUCUUGGGUAUGACGCCACAAGCUUGGCACACCUGUAUUUGGGGAGUUUCUCCCAUUCUUCUUUGCAGAUCCUCUCAAGCUCUGUCAGGUUGAAUGGGGAGCAUUGCAGCACAGCUAUUUUCAGGUCUCUCCAGAGAUGUUCGAUCAGGUUCAAGUCUGGGCUCUUGCUGGGCCAAUCAAGGACAUUCAGAGACUUGUCCCAAAACUACUCCUGCAUUGUCUUGGCUGUGUGCUUAGGGUCGUUGUCCUGUUGGAAGGUGAACCUUCGCCCCAGUCUGAGGUCUUGAGCGCUCUGGAGCAGGUUUUCAUCAAGGAUCUCUCUGUACUUUGCUCCGCUCAUCUUUGCCACGAUCCUGACUAGUCUCCCAGUCCCUGCCGCUGAAAAUCCUCUCCACAGCAUGAUGCCGCCACCACCAUGCUUCACCGUAGGGAUGGUGCCAGAUUUCCUCCAGAUGUGACGCUUUGCAUUCAGGCCAAAGAGUUCAAUCUUGGUUUCAUCAGACCAGAAAAUCUUGUUUCUCAUGGUCUGAGAGUCUUAAGGUGCCUUUUGGCUCCAAGCGGGCUGUCAUGUGUCUUUUACUGAGGAGUGGCUUCUGUCUGGCCAAUCCACCAAAAAGGCCUGAUUGGUGGAGUGCUGCAGAAAUGGUUAUCCUUCUGGAAGUUUCUCCCAUCUCCACAGAGAAACUCCAGAGCUCUGUCAGAGUGACCAUCGGGUUCUUGGUCACCUCCCUGACCAAGGCCCUUCUCCCCCUGAUUGCUCAGUUUGGCCGGGCGGCCAGCUCUAGGAAGAGUCUUGGUGGUUCCAAACUUAUUCUAUUUAAGAAUGAUGGAGGCCACUGUGUUCUUGGGGACAAUAAAAGCUGCAGAAAUGUUUUGGUACCAUUCCCCAAAUCUGUGCCUCGACACAAUCCUGUCUCAGAGCUCUACCGACGAUUCCUUCGACCUCGUGGCUUGGUUUUUGCUCUGACAUGCACUGUCAACUGUGGGACCUUAUAUAGACAGGUGUGUGCCUUUCCAAAUCAUGUCCAAUCAAUUGAAUAUACCACAGGUGGACUCCAAUCAAUAAUUUGUUAUUAACCGACUUGCCUAGUUAAAUAAAGGUAAAAAAAGUUGUAUAAACAUCUCAAGGAUGAUCUGUGGAAACAGGAUGCACCUGAGCUCAAUUUUGAGUCUCAUAGCACAGGGUCUGAAUACUUAUGUAAAUAAGGUAUUUCUGUUUUUAUUUUUAAUACAUUUGCUAAAAUGUCAAAAAAACGUUUUUCACUUCGUCAUUAUGGGGUAGUGUGUGUAGAUUGCUGAGUAUUUUGUUUUAUUUAAUCAAUUUUAGAAUAAGGCUGUAAAGUAACAAAAUGUAGAAAAAGUAAAUGGGUCUGAAUACUCCUCUUGGGUGUAAUUCAAAUGAAAUUAGUUAGCUUGUUGACAAUGGCGAUUUUUAUCAAUUUAUGAGCAGGAAUCCAAUUCAUGAUAUCAAGACUUGAUCCUCACUCAUUUAGCUAUUGGAAAACAAAAGUUUGAACAAAUAUUUACAUAAAAACAAUUAAAUAUGUUUAAACAUGUACAGAAUUUACAUGAGCUCUCUGCCUAGGCUGCCACUUGGCGUCAUGGCAACUAUAGAACCCCUGGGAAUGGCUGGGUAGAAAGCUCAUUCCUGUGAGAGAAUGAGAAGAUCAGACGUUGUGGUCCAGUGAAAAGACUCUUUAUGUCCCCGUACUACACCAGUCCUUCAUGUUUCUGCUUUGUCCCCUUAUUUCCCUGUAUGCACCUCUUUAACAGGGAACAGGAAGUGACCUCUGUGACCCCUCUCUCCCACGCCAUGUGACCUGUAGCAGUGUAGUUCCCCCAUUCAAGCGUGUACGUACGCACACUCACAAACACACACACGGGUUUACUUGCUAUAUGUAAUACACAUAACUAGCAGAACUGGAGUCCAUAUCAAGGUUUAGCUUGACUUUAUAUUAAAGGACCUACAACCAUUAUGGAUAAAGUGGUCCAUGCAAGUGUGAGACUGAACACAAAACUGUCAAAAUAGAUGAAUGAACUCGCAGGACACACACAACUGACCAAUACAACACACACACAAAUACCUGUUGCUUUUUCCACUCCUAUGUUUUGCAUGUGAUAUGAGUACUAGUGAAUCUAGCAGCAGUUUGAAAUAGUGAAGUAGCUGAUGGGAAAACCCCUACUAGCUCCAUCCAGAUGAAACCGUUCACACACUCUUCCUCCUUUCCCCGUCCCAGGCUAACUGGUGUUGGACAGGUCUGGAAUGCACCUCUCCAAAACGGACUGUCACCUAUCAAAAAACAAUUGAAACCUGAACAGAAACAUGUUUAAUAUAAAAGUAAUUGCAUGUUGGACAUAAAGUUAAAGCAACACUCAAUCCCUGGCCUCCCCUGAUAUGAUGGGCACACGGCUGACACACAGAUUUUCUAACAGCUUACAUGGUUGCUCCACACUUGGUGCCUCUUGAAUGAACAGGCUACAAAAUAAUUAAUUAACUUUUCAUUAAACUCAAUUUUGUGAGUGCAGACUCUCUAAAAUCUCUACACUCUCUCUAAAGCUACACUCAACUUCUAGCUUCACCAAGAAGGAAUAGGGUUUAUCAGCUUGGAAGGAGAAAGUAGGUAGUCUUGUUGACUGCUAUCUUCAAUGGACCUGUACCAGGCAAGCUUUGUCACAGUAAUUAACCAUGAUUUCCAAUGCCUUAUUAACUAUACAUUCAUCAACAAUAUCUUUACAUAGCCAGACAUUUAGAAGACAUUGCAUGUACUGUGUUACAAGCCAAUUGGUCAAGAUGUUCGUCCUUUAUGACGGACUGAGUGUCGCUCCUAAAGCAAAUCACAGGAUCGGUAGCCGAGGCUAUCAUCGGUCCUCAUGAACCAAUAAGAAAUCACCUUAAUUACUCCCAGAACCCCACCCUUCAUCUCUGUAAUUCACUGUCCGACCCAGCCAGAGCUUUAUUAACCAAUAAACAGUUGCAAAUUGACAGAUCACAGAAACCCACAGAAAAUGGCAACACAUUCCUCUACUGUUGGCUAUAUUUACUCACCAGCUGGCUUCAAAUUACUACACUUACAAGUAGAGUGAUGGGGGAAAGGAGGGGUAGAUGAGAGCGGAAAAGAGAGAGAGAAAGAGAGUGAGCGGGAGAGCGAGAGAGCAAGAAACACAUGGAGAGAGAGAGAGAGGGGGAGGCGGAGAGAGAGACAGAGAGAGAGAGAGAGAGAGAGGGGUGGUGGAGAGAGACAGAGAGAGAGAGCCGAAGAGAGAGAGAGAGAGGAGAGAGAGAGAGAGAGAGAGAGAGAGAGAGAGAGAGAGAGAGAGAGAGAGAGAGAGAGAGAGAGAGAGAGAGAGCAUAAAAAUGAAUUUACUGUAUGUGCAUGUGGUUAGAGGAUACUAAAAGCCAUUUCUGCUGCUUCCACCCCCCCCUUUCAUUUAAUAUAAAGUAUUUAGAGCUUUAUUAACCAAUAAACAGUUAUAUGAUAUUAUCAUAUAAGAUAUUCAAUUGUAAAUACAUUUCGAGGAAUUAACAUGGCCAGAACACUAGUUAAAUUGAUUUAACAUCUGAAGAUAUUCAUUCAAUUGCACACGUACUACCAUGUCAUCAAUGUUUAAGACGUGAUUCACAUUCAAAAGAUUUUCAGAGAAAAUCAACCCAUAUUACUUUUUCAAUGUAUUUUUUCAAAGGUAAACCAGUUUAUGUGGAUUUACCAAAGGUAUAUUCUCUAAGCCACCAGGAAUAUGUUAACAGACGAAACAUGGAAUAACACUUCACUCAGAUGACGAGACAAGCUGGGCUUUAAUCAGGUCAGUGCCAGGUGCACCAAUGUGUUUUUGAGCAUGACAACCCUAUUAGAUGUGGGAGGGGGUGUUUGUUGCUCAUAAAGAAGGGGAGAAGGACGGUUGGUUGGUGACUAACAAGAGUAUGAGUUAUCCUUCGAUGAUCUCUCAGGCCAGUGUUCAAUAACAUACUGAACAUGAAUACAACUAUCUGAUGUUAGCUGCAGUGUUUUAGUGUCUGUCUGUCUGUCUAUCUGUCUGUGAGCAUGUGUGUGUGUGCACGUUUCUCUGGUCGUCUGUGUAUACGUCUGUGUAUUGGGGAGCAGAGGGGCUUAUAGCUUACAGUAUGUUCCAGUGGGAGUUAGUUUAAUUAAUCCUAAGUAAAAACAAUCCACCAGAGAGGUAUCUCAGAGCAGAGGAGCCAUCCGCUCUUAACGCUGCAAGACAAAGUCCCCCGAGCCAGACGACAAGCCAUCGUGGUCUAGCUAUAGCGGAAAGGCCUCCCAUUUCCCGUAAAGCCAAGGGGCGGUUCUCUGAUCUGUUACCCCCUCCACCCCUCUGCGCAUUCCGCCGCCCCUCCAAACUGCUAGAUGUCCCGCGCCAUCUAAUUCACUGGCAAAUUAGGAAGAUGAUUUAAGAGAAUCUGGGAUCAAAAAAGCAGACAAUCUGGAAGACUGAAGCACACCACAAGUUUUAUCCAGACCAUAUGUAUAUGGAUACAAAGGGAGGAGAGGGAAGAGAGGGAUACGGCAGAGAGAAAAAAGAACAUACACAGUUCCCCCUGUCUGGGACUAGAUACAGGAUGGGAACACAGUUCCCCCUGUCUGGGACUAGAUACAGGAUGGGAACACAGUUCCCCCUGUCUGGGACUAGAUACAGGAUGGGAACACAGUUCCCCCUGUCUGGGACUAGAUACAGGAUGGGAACAAAAUCCCAUAAAAUCCCCCCUGUGCAUCUGACCACUUAUCCUGUCACUGUGGAAAAGAAACCAGGGACAGCUACUUUGUUUGCUCAUGGAAUCACAAACGACAGUGAUAUGGCUCUAGGAUUAAAUAUUUGGCCUGCAUAUCCCCUUUAUCGAGACACUUCAAACACUCCGAAAGGAAUUGUUGUGUCAACAGGUAAAACCAUUAUGCACUGUGUUUGUGUGUGUGUGUGCGUGUGUGUGCAUGUGGACGUGUUUAACUAUUCAGGACCAGACGUCCCCACAAGAACAGUAAACUAACAGAAAUUGUACCAACUGGGGACAUUUUGUUGGUCCCCACAAGGUCAAAUGCUAUUUAUAGGGGAUUAAGUUAAGUUUAGAAUUAGUGUUAGGGUUAGAAUUAGGUUUAGGGUUAAGGUUAGGAGCUAGGGUUAGUUUUAGGGUUAGGGUUAGGGUUAGAAGCUAGGGUUAGGGUUAGGGUUAAGGUUAGGUUUUUGGGUUAAGGUUAGGGUUAGGGUUAGGGUAAGAGUACGGAUUAGGGUUAGGUUUAGGGUUAGGGGUACUAUGUGUGUAUGUGUGUGUCUUGUUUGUGUAAUACGUUGCCUUUAACUUAAGGCGUAUCAAAGUUUUCCAGAAUCACCAAUAGCUGCAGAACAAAAAAAUUAACAAUUUCAAAUGAUAAUUUCAGCACUGCCAUGGCUACCAUCCUGUCACUCUGGCUAUCAUAAGUCCUCUCUAUUCCUGAAUCCUGACCUAUCCCCAAUAAGAAUGCACGUACACAACCACCUCUAGUUAUUAGCCCUGACUAACAAGACAGUUAUGUGUCAAGGAGGAACGAAACACAAAAUAAUCUGGAGGUACUUGAGUUUUUCUCCCCUAAUACUCCUGACAUUUACAGAAGAGUGUGGCUCAUGCUGUUUGUACUAAUUGUUUCCUUCAGUUUUAAAACACCCUCCCUCCUCACACACACACACACACCAUCUCCCCAAGCCCACUAAUAGCUCUGAAUAAAACCACAAAUUGGACCAGUAAACCCCUCAUUACGAUGUUUUAAUAGAACGAAUAUUAGGGGAGUGAGGGGUCAGGGGUCAAUAGGAGGAGCUAAUGCACAGCAGUUGUUAGGGGCCGGGGCCAGCUCUGAUUGGAACCAGCAGCAGCCAAUAGGAAUGGAACCCACCCCCACACACACACACACACACCCCACCCCCACCCUUGAAACGUCCGCCUGCAGGUCGACGGUGACCUGACUAAAUAGUAGACAACCUGGAAAAUACAUCUGGCCCACGGCCCAAAAGUUAAAACAUCCACCAUUAACUCAACAGUAGGGGAGGGAGUGUGAGGGGGAGGAUGGGACGGGGAAUAAAACAUCCAUCAUAGAGGAUUUACCUUCAUGUAGGUGAGAACCUGGUUGGGUCACAUCUAACUCUUGGGCUCACAGUAGGACACAGCAGGCUAAGCUAGGGAAGUUGUCAAUGGUAAUAGCACACCUUAUCUCUCUGUUCAUUCACCAUGUUUUCUGUAUGCAUCGUUUGCAAAUGAAGUAUUUCGAAAACUUUCAACAGGCGAAGUUAUAUAUGUGUGUGUGUUUGUGUGUUUGUGUGUUUGGGUGUGUGCCGGUGUGAAUAGGAGUGAGUGUGAAGAGAGAGGUGGUCCGUCUGCCUUUGAUGUGGUCCUGGCCUGGGCUGAGAAGGGAGAGAGAGAGCUGUGCCGGGGGCACGGUAGCUGAGUGGAGCCUGUUGAGUGUGUGGUUUGGCCUGGUUAGGGUGAGGGUGGCCUGGUGAGGGGCAGGCAGGGAGUCACUGGCCCAAUGGAGGGUAAGCCCCACAGCUCACCAUUGCGCAGCCCUUCAAGCCUGACUCAGAGUGAACAGGCAGCACUCUGAACACUCGAUAUAGCAGCAACGUGUAAAACAGACUUUCUCUGUGAACCGUGGCAUUCUCUACCUACACUACAUGUUGUCACACCACAGAACAUACUACUGUGAUGGAGAAAACUCUAUCCUAUAGAUAUCUCAAUCUGCCACCCUGUUGAAAUCAUCAACAUUCUAUUUCACCAUAUAGCAAUGAUGUCAUGAAGGGGGGUCACCAAAUUGAUUCUAAUACUAAUGGGGUGACAUGUUGGAUGCUUUUUCUAAUAAAUAACCUACCACUUGUUGUUUUUUUCACUUCAAUAUUUUUCAAAUGUUUAUUUAUUGAAUAAAAUUGUUUCAAUAGGUUUGAAAAUUAACUCAAUUGUUAAAACAUGUUUUACAAUAGAAACAAGAAUAAAAUAUAAAUAAUAAUCUCAGCGACUGUCACGCCCUGACGUAUGGAACUCUUGUAUGUCUUGUAUGUUGAAAUCUAUGUGAUGUAUUCUAUGUUUAGGAUCUAGGUAUUGGGUUUCUAUGUUUGGCCGGGUGUGAUUCCCAAUCAGAGACAGCUGUCGCUCGUUGGACAUAGUUUGUACAAGUGCACCGGAAAGGCUUGUGUUAUGGUCAGCUUUGAAACCACUGCUACCCGAGUAGCUACAAACAACACUAAACAACUCAGUGGAAGAUUGGAAGGUCGGGUGGUUGAUCCCCGGUCGAGUCAUACCAAAGACAACACUAAACAACACUAAACAACUCAGAGUGGUCCUCUGUAGCUCAGCUGGUAGAGCACGGCGCUUGUAACGCCAAGGUAGUGGGUUCGAUCCCCGGGACCACCCAUACACAAAAAGAUUUAUGCACGCAUGACUGUAAGUCGCUUUGGAUAAAAGCGUCUGCUAAAUGGCAUAUUAUUAUUAUUAUAAAGACUCGAAAAAUGUGACCCAAUGCCUCUCAGCUUGGCACACAUUAAGGAGAUGGAUUGGGGGUAAGGCCCUGUGACACACUAGUAUUCUGUCCAGGUUACAGAAACAGGAGAAAGGCUCCUGCCCUAUGGGCCAGUCUGGCUCAGACAAGGCCACCACCACCCAGGCCAGAAACAGUAUUCACCAGAAAUACAGAGAUGCUAGUGCUUUGCACCAGAUAACCGGUGAUUCUACUGCCAGCCUCAGAACACUUCCCAUCCGAGUAGCUGAGCUCAGGUGUAGGGAGAUGGAGAGGGAGUGA